AUGAGAGAGGAGGAGCCCUCCAAUGAUGACCACCCUGAGGGAGGGGUGGUUUCCAAUGAAGAGAACAUGGUAAAACCACCCUCCAAUGCCUGUCCUGUUGUUGUUCCAACUCCAGGGAUCAAUGGACGUAAACGACAGACCGGCUUACACACUGAUGAUCACGUAACUACAAUAACUCCAACUGUAGCAGCAGACAGCAAGGACAAGCCAGGGGACAACAUCCACAUCUACACCCAAAGUGGACCCAAACGAAUCAAGAAGAGUCCCCAACAUCAGUCACCUUCCUCAGGACAGUCCUUGUCUCCUGUUCCUGGUCCAAGUCCUGGAAGCCUCUCGGCAAAUGAAGACCCACACGGCCAGCGAGUGAUCGCCAAUAUUCGGGAGCGCCAGCGGACACAGUCUCUCAACGAAGCCUUUGCCUCGUUACGUAAAAUAAUCCCAACAUUACCCUCUGACAAACUGAGCAAGAUCCAGACCCUAAAGUUGGCAUCACGCUACAUUGACUUUCUGUACCAGGUUCUGCAGAGUGAUGAGAUGGACUCCAAGCUGGCUGGAUGUAACUACCUGGCCCACGAGAGGCUCAGCUACGCCUUCUCUGUGUGGAGGAUGGAGGGGGCCUGGUCGAGCAUGUCUGCUGGACACUAG
Xyrichtys novacula (pearly razorfish) is the source of this 645-nucleotide messenger RNA. NCBI's taxonomy places the organism in Eukaryota, Metazoa, Chordata, Actinopteri, Labriformes, Labridae. The record is from the annotation of a GenBank genome assembly.